GUCGUGAGGGAAUGAACUUCUGAGUGGGGCCUUUCAUUCUAUCGUUUCUUAUAACAGGAAGUUUGAAGCCGGAGGCGGUUGAUCAAAAUGCCUGAAGCGAUGGCAGACGGUGGGAGGAGGCUCGUGACACUCGACGACCUCAUCGAUGCCUUGGACAAGCGCGAGAGGGCGCCAAGCAAUGUCCCAAAGAUUGAGACAUUCCACUUCAAGGGGGAUUGGGUAUCUGACUGGUUGGAUGUGACAGAGCAGGCGCUGGUAGGACUGUCAUAUGAGGUCAAGCUCCAGCGGGUCCUGAGGUACAUCCUGCAUAGUCACUAUCGGGGAGUAAUGGACGCCGCCAGCGGCAGUUGGGCAAAGUUUGGGGACCUGAUGCGGAGGAAGUACACGCUGGGGGAUGGCCUGUUGACCAUGGCCGACUUGGAGGCCAUGAAUAAGGAAGACUUCUCUACCAUUGGGGCGUUCGUGCACGAAUUUAAGAAAAAGGCGAGGAAAUUGCACGGGAUUUCUGAGGAGGCGCAGUGCGCCACAUUUUUGGGGUUGCUUACGGGUUUGGAGGCCACUGAGUUGACAAAGUAUGGGGAAGGGAGUGAGAGGCUCACCUGGGCAACUAUUGACAAGGGAGUGGAAGAAGGGAGCCUGGACCAGGUGGAGCAACACCAAAUGAGGUUGCAAAGGCGUAAGAGGAAGGAGAGGGAUGCUACUGCAUCUGGGACCCCAGGAGUGAAGAGAAUCGUCACGGACGUGUUGGCGGCGCCCGGGAAGGAAAGGGGACCCUGCGAUGGCCCAGACCCGGACGACAAGUCAACCUUUUUUAGGGGAGGGCUUAAGCAGGGCUCCCAAAGGCGGUACAAGACCAUAGACAAGAAGUGUCGCCCAGUCCCCAUGCUUGUUACGGAGGAUGAAGAGGCCUAUUAUAAGCGGGAGCGGGGACUGAUCAGACGAAUGCGGGAGCGUGCGCAGGCAGGGUCGUGUCGAAUAAAUGAUGGGAAUGAAGAGGAGUUGAUAAUUGGCGAGCCUGGCUUCCUUUCGCCCCAGGAGAGGACCUUGAUGGUGGAGACCAUGAAGAGGAGGCAUUGCGCAUAUGCGUUUAACGAUGACGAGCGUGGGAGGUUGGACGUGGAUAAGAUCCCAAUGAUACGAAUCCAUACCGUCCCACACGAGCCAUGGAAUCUGAGGGGCGCGCGAUACCCGAAUCAAGAUGAAGAGAAGAAGGUGGUGGACUACCUGGACGGGAAGAUGCGGACAUACGUGGCAGACUAUUCCAGUGGACCGUAUGCCUCCCCUUGGUUUUGUUUUAUUAAGCCGAACGGGACGCUACGGUGGGUGCAGGAUUUGCAACGAUUGAAUGCAGUGACGGUGCGGGACGCGAGAGGAUUGCCGAACGCGGACGCCCUGUCAGAGUCAUGCGCAGGAAGGCCUAUAAUCUCACUUAUAGACCUUUAUUCUGGGUAUGACCAGUUUUUUGUAUACCCGCCGGAUAGGCCGGUGACGGCAAUGCAUACACCAAGGGGGCUGAUCCACAUGAACGUGGCCCCUCAGGGGUGGACUAAUGCGGUGGCGAUGGUGCAAAGGCACAUGAUUAGGGUCAUGCAGACGGUUAGUCCACAUAUUACCCAGCCCUACAUUGACGAUCUGGCGGUCAAGGGUCCAAAAGAGAAGGAGGAAAACGAAGUGAUGCCCGGAGUGAGGCGGUUCGUCUGGAAACACAUCCAGGAUAUCGAUCAGGUUCUGGGUCUGCUGGAGGAGCACAACUUGACGGCGAGCGGCCCCAAGUCGAAGCACUGUAUGAGGGAGGCCACGAUCCUGGGCUUUGUCUGUAAUGAGAAGGGGUGGAGGUCAGAUGUGAAGAAAACGGACAAGAUCCUAGAGUGGGCGAAUCUGGAGUCAAUUGAGGAUACCCCACCAGUCGACGGGUUCUUGGAUCAGGAGGAGGAUGUCCGCCUCCACAUAAAUGAAUGGUCGUUGAGGGUGCCUAGUUGCGUCACGCAUCCCAUAUGGCUAGCGCCAAGGGGGUACGAGCGAAAGGAGGAGUUGGUCCUCAAGCCCUUCCAGGAAGAAGAUCCGUGGGGGAGUAGGGAUGUUGGUUGGAUGAUGAAGUUGGCAUUGGCGGGUAUACAUAGUCCGGCAGAGGAAGUGAGGACGAUAGAGGAACGCCCAACCCAGGUAGAGGAGCAUGAGCAAUUAAUGGGAGGGAUGUAUUUGCUCACUAAUACGCUUCUGCAGGGAAACUUUAACCAGAGGGGCUCAUUUGGUCAUGAGGACAGUGAACUUCUUGUUCCUGAAAGUCAGGACAAUGAGUUACAAGAGGGAGAGAUCAAGGAGGCGUUUCGCGCAGAAGAGUAUGACGGGAUCUAUCGGGAAUUGGGGUUACUCCUGUCAUGCGAGAUAAGGGAAAGGGAUGCAAGUGCCAAAGCCCAAAAGAUGAGGCAUCUCUACGUAGUAAGAGAUGGUCACCUGCUUAUAAAGCGAUCUGACUUUUCGAAGGCAGUCAUGCAGAGGGGCGGGAGGGACACACGGCCACGGCAGGGGCCCCAGAGGGCAGCAGGAAGAGGCGAGCAGCAUGAGCCGCCUAGGAGGGACCCUACGCCUAAGUUCGGCGACGAUAAUAUAGAGCUCUUCCUGGACGUGUAUCGGGAUCAUGCGGCACAGAGAGGGUGGUCAGUGGCGAAGAGGAUCCACCACUUGAGGGGUAUAGGGCGGUUUGAGGAGCCUAUCGCUCAGAUAUGUGAGGGGGCCCUGACUUGGCCAGAUGUGGAGGCCGGGAUGCAGAGGUUGAGAGCUUCCCCUAGAGAGCGCGAUGGCAUGCCCAUUCGAUUGGAGGAGGGGAACGCGGAGGAGUUUAUUCUCGCGUAUGAGCAUUAUAUGCCGAACAUGCGAGACCGAGAGGAGCCGCGGGAUCCUGAGAUGGCAGCUGAGCAGCCGGAUCCGGUACGGCCUCAGGAUGAGGAGGUGAUCAUGGUCGGAGACGAUACCCCUCCAUGCUCCCCAGGUCCAGAGCCAGCACAACAUUCAUGGCCAGAGGGGAUUCCUGAGCCAGGCAGCGAGGAGAUUCUGGAGUUUCCCCCAGAAACCACUGUGGUGCCUGAGCAGGAGGCAGAGAUGGAGAAGCAGGGGGCGGGUGGGGGAGCGGAGAUGGAGGCGAUUCACGAUCCACCUUUAGUCAUGCCCGCGACCGAGCGCCCAGCUAUCAGGGAGCCUGUACUGGACGGGCUGAUGCCGGCAUUGCCGAGUACGAGCGAGAGGAUGGGUGCCGAGGCGUCGACUCCGGAAGGCCAGGGGCCGCAAGUGAAGGGAGCCUCAAGAGAAACCCGCGAGGAGAAGUCCGCCAGAGUGCGAGUCCGUUUGGACGAGAUACCCGCAAGGCAGGCUGAGAUGGAGGCGGUAGGGAUAGAGCCGACACCGCCGGUCGAUCCCAAAACGAGUGAGCAGCGGAUCGACGAGUUGUGGGCGAGGUACGAGGGCCAGAGGGACGCAGCCCGCCAGAGGUCACGAGAGGCGGGGCAGGCGGACGUGGAUGCGGGUGAGCUGCGGGAGAUGGGGGACUUGGGGUUCGCUGCGACUAGGAUGGCGAUUGAGCGUGUGGACAGAAAGAUAUGUGAGACGGCAGUUACAUCCUUCCAGUGGUAUAGUUUACUCAGCGGUGAGCUCAGGGUCAGAGAGUUGGAGGUGGAGCACCUGACUACUCAGCUUGCCGAGGAGAGGGCGAGGAGCUAGGCCAGAGAAGUUGAAUGGGAAAGGAGAUUUGGAGAGAUGGCAGCCACCGUGGACAGGCUUUCGGCAGCCUGGGAGGCUAGCCAUACGGGACGA
This is a messenger RNA of Chara braunii, 3807 nucleotides long. NCBI's taxonomy places the organism in Eukaryota, Viridiplantae, Streptophyta, Charophyceae, Charales, Characeae. The record is from the annotation of a GenBank genome assembly.